Messenger RNA from Talaromyces stipitatus ATCC 10500, 1814 nucleotides. RefSeq lists its product as uncharacterized. The coding region runs from base 12 to 1814 and encodes 600 amino acids. The transcript has 2 exons. The record is from RefSeq and is a predicted model, not a curated record. Lineage: Eukaryota; Fungi; Ascomycota; Eurotiomycetes; Eurotiales; Trichocomaceae.
AAAGUCAAUCAAUGGAUAACGGGACUUCAGCAACCGACAUUAUCACCUAUGUCGGUAUACCACUCGCAGUGCUCGGCGUUCUUCCAAUCCUCUAUUCUUUCAUUCGUGCAAUUCUAGUUCAACGCUCGAUCCGCCGCACUCUCUACCGCCAUGGUUUACUCGAAUCCUCCAUCACGCGCGGCAGUUUGAUGGAAGGUAUCGUAGAAGUCGAACUUCCACGAUGCACCAUUACUCCGCUAAACCGAGACGAAGAUCCCGAAUACUGGAAGUUGAACUCGCAUCAGGUAUUCUUGAAGGGCGGCAGUUGGUCCGUAUUCAACUGGAAUACGCUGGUCACCGGGAGACAGCUUGUUCGAUGUCAGUAUAAAGACGAGCUCAGAGUUCCUGAGGCCGAUAUUGACUUCGAGGAUCUGAUUGCUUUUCUAUUGGAUCGCGGAGCCGUUCCCGACCCGAAAGGAUGGCGUCUGCUGAAGUCAAUAGGUUUGUGGACUCCCGCCGGUACUGCGCUGCUUUUACCCCCUCGAGGAAUACCCGGCACAGUCCUCAAGGUCUCUACGCCGGAUAAUGCGGACGGUCUUUUAAGCCUACAGGUCGAUUGGAAAGCAGAAUGGGAUAGCAGGGGCUCUUUUAGCUUGCCACCAUUCUGGGCCAGGCUGAAGCAGCCCAGUCCUGGGAAGUUUUUGUCCGAGGAGAAAGAAACAGUGGAAGAACCUGAAACAAUGGACUCCCAGGACAACCCUUUCGAGACCAAAGAACCCAACGGAACCCAAGCCGGAGACAUUAGUCGUGGCAGUACACUUGUCAAUGAAGCAACGUUAGAAGACGAACCAUCCUCCUCCCAGUCGCUUAUUCAGUUAAUCGAGGAAGGAAAAGGACGCGUCACUACAAUUCCCAAUGAUAGCUUUCGCUUCAAGCCGGAUGGUGAUCGUGUGCAGAGGAUCCUAUUUGAAGACGAGGGAGUGCCCACAGGCGAGAUACGCGAAAUGAAUAGUGCAGGAGAAACGGCUAACCUAUGGUUCCUUUGCUCUGCAUCGUCAUUGAGUCGAAGCCUUGACUGUGAGCUGUGGAAUUUCACCAUUCCAAAUCAAAUAGCAGGUUUUGUCAAGCGCAAGUCUGUCCCAUGCGGUGUAAUGGUCCUUCUCGGUAUACUCACCGACGACGAUGUGCCCCCCUGGUCGUCUCCACCCCCUUCUCUUCAAGAGAGCCCUGAGGAGGUGGGCAAUCGCAUGCAACGCGACAUGUACGAGCGGCGAUUAGAAGAUGCUAUGCCGCCAGCACAAGCUGCAGAAGCACGUCGCAUCAGAACGAUGCGCAGUGCUCAUGAUUAUCAUAGCCAGCACGUUGCUCGACAAAGGGCUUUGCGUGAAUAUGAGGAAAGACGACUAAUUGAAGCCAUCCAAUCGUCACGCUUGGAGAACAGUACGGUCGCGCAAGCGACUUUAACAUACCUCAUUGCAGAAAAGGUGGUCCCUGAAGGAUACACCAUUGAAGAACUGGCCCUAGCCGUGUUAUAUCUCAUGGUGGUUGACAAUACCACGGCCAAGCUUAUAGGAAAUAUUCUGGAAAGAUGGGCUCUGUGGAGCCAAUUUGGGGGUAUGCAAAAGGUACAAUUGGAACUUCUCAUAAAGAACAAAAUUGCAUUCUGUUAUGCGUCGGCCCUUGUCGCCGUCGUAUAUCAUGCAGAAGCGGGACAUGGCAACCCAUCGACUGAUAUGCUGGAAUGCCUUCGAUUAUGGAAAAGGGUGAGGCUCGCUGCUUUUGUCUCACGUCCACACGUCGGUUUCUCCAAAUUUCAAAUUCAUCCCAUGAGAUAA